Molecule: messenger RNA, 2290 nt
Organism: Didymella exigua CBS 183.55
Lineage: Eukaryota; Fungi; Ascomycota; Dothideomycetes; Pleosporales; Didymellaceae
Product: glycoside hydrolase family 32 protein
Exons: 4
Coding region: 209-2146 (645 amino acids)
Biological process (GO): sucrose catabolic process
Molecular function (GO): sucrose alpha-glucosidase activity
Source: RefSeq, a predicted model, not a curated record
CCCGGCCCCAGCCAUGCAUCUCCUUCUUGCAGUAAGCAAAGCCCAGGUCCAGGUGGUCGGUGUCCAAGCUCUGUCCUGGGUCAUGAUGCGUACGUGCUACGAUCAGGAAGAUCCUGCUUUGGCCCCGGGAACGACUACAUAAAGCCCUUGGUGCUCCCGUCUUGCUGAUCGCCAGCUUCAAGCGGACUUCAUUACGACUUCAAAAACAAUGCAUUGGUCAGUUGCUGUAUUGAGCUAUGGGCUCGGGUCUGCCCUUGCCCAGGCUUCAAGCUCUAGUUACAACACCACGGCACCCAAUAUGGGUCCUGAUGUCCUCACCGCGGACAUGGUCUCGAGCAUGGGCAACAACACCCUGUUCAACAGGUGGCGACCUACAUACCACUUCAUUUCGCCUGCUGGCUGGAUGAACGACCCAUGUGGUAUGUUGUACGACCCUACUACAGACACAUACCAUCUCCACUACCAGUUUCACCCUAACCACGUCAACUGGGGUAACAUUUCAUGGGGGCACGCCACGUCUAAGGACCUCGUGACAUGGACUGACGUCGGAGGCUGGGAGAAUGACCAGGCACAGUCUGUUGGUACGGGACCCGACCCUACCUCCAGAAACGAAUCCUAUUACGGUUUAGGAAUCUUCUCAGGUUCUGCUCAACCAUACAACCUUACAGGUGGCCAGGAUGGCACUCUCAUUGCAUUCUACACUGCGGUUCAGCAUCUUCCCACCAACUGGGCUCUUCCCUACAUAAACGGUACGGAGAAGCAGGCCAUUGUGAUAUCCAAUGAUGGUGGUGAGACUUGGGAGCAGUACGAAGGCAACCCGAUCAUCUCCGAUCACCCUGAAGGCUGGAACGUUACCGGCUGGCGUGAUCCCUUCGUUGAGCCCUGGCCUGAGAUGGACGCCAUCCUUGGGCAUGAGGAUGAUCCCCACUGGUACAUGGUGCUUGGCUCCGGUAUCAAAGGUGCGAACGGUGGUGGCCGAAUUCCUUUUUACUCUGCUCCUCAGUCCAAUUUGACAAACUGGACCUUCCUCGGCGCUCUUUGGGAGCCCAAAGCCAACCAGACACUGGGCUCGUUGCUCGAGACCGGUACAUAUGGCUUCAACUUCGAAGUCUCCAACUUCUUCUCUCUGAUUGACGAGGACAACGACGUUCAUUACUAUGCUCUCAUGGGUACCGAGGGUGGCAACCUUACCUGGCACCCUCGCGCUCAGUGGGGUCUGUGGAACGAGGGUCAGGUCACCAGGCGCGAGAAUGGAUCUGCUGAAUUCACUCCUGUCUCUGGUGGCGUCAUCGACUCUGGUCUUCUCUAUGCUGUCACCAGCUUCAACGACACCAAGAACAAUCGCCGUGUCCAGUGGGGCUGGGCCAAUGAGGAGAACAAUGGCUUCGGUAUCCUUCAAAGCGGUUAUCAGGGUGCCUUGGCUCUUCCUCGUGAGAUGUACGUCAUCAAGACCCACGACCUCGUGAACGCCAAUGGCGGCUUGACAACAAAGGGCAACACCCGCGUUAUCGAGCACAGCAACGGUACCUUCACCGGCUACACUCUCGGUGCUCGCGCUCUGCCUGACGUUGUUGACGCUCUUCGCGGCGAGGCGGUCCCCGUCGAUGCUAUCUCGAACUGGACAGAAAGCAUGCUUGUUGGCAAGGGCAGCGCCCACAUGGAGCUUGCUGUCACUCUCAGCAACUGCACAGGACCUGCCGGUGUCACCAUCGCUGCCAGCGCCGGCGGCGAGGAGUACACUCACAUCUAUUACGACCCCUCCAACUACACCAUCAACGUCGACCGCUCGCACUCUUCGACCAUUAUUGAGUACGCCAACUACACCAUGCUCGGUUAUUUCUACCCAUACACCUUCUCCAAUGGUACCACUGAGUCGCUACACAUGGACAUCUUCGUCGAUGGCUCGCUCGUCGAGGUCUACGUUAACGACCGCUUCUGGCUGACAACGCGCAUCUAUCCCGCGCGCCUCGACAGUGUCAAUUACGGUAUCUACGUUGGCGAUAACUCCACCGUUCAAAUUUCAGACCUCAAGACAUGGGAGAUCAGCGCCAACGCCUUCCCUGAUCGCCCUGCCAACUCCAGCUCUGAGCUUAUCUUCGACACGCCAGACGAGACUAACAACUACGUCUGGUGGCCUGGAUAUUAAGCCCGUCGCGGGUGUUUGAAACGUGGCGACUAGGCACGAGACUUGUAUAUAAGUGCCCACCCAUAAGAUAAUGACUAUGAAGAGAAGAGUUUAAAUGUAUAUAGUAAUGACAGGAAUGUACUAUACUGUGAUUGUACUAAGCAC